UAUGAAAAUAAGGCUGAAGUUUUGCCACCAAAACCAACCAACAUCCAUUCCAUGGGUUCUGCAACUGCAAGAGUACUGUUUCCCCAUCUUCUCUUUCCCUCUUCUUCCUCUCACAAUCCUCCACCAAACCCUAACACCAAAUCUCCAAAACCCUUCACAUUUUUCAACCAUAAUCCAUUACCGACUAGGCGUUUGUUGCUCUUCUCCCUCCCCAUAGCCACUGCCUUUCUUCUCCCUAUUGGGAGCAAUUCGAAUCGACCCAGUUCUUGCUAUGCUGUGGAGAGUUUUGACCCUGUAAGCCGUUCUGAGAGAGAAGCGAGUGCCGCCAUUUCCCGAAGAGUAUCUGAAGCUGUGGAGCUUCUUGAUAAAGGCAGGGAGUUGCAAGCUCUUGGUGAUUUCAAUCAAGCUCUUCUCUACUUCACUAAGGUAAUUGAUAAAUAUAAAGAUUUUGCAUUCUCGGACUAUGCCCGAGUAGGCAGAGCAUUGGCCCUGUACGAAAUUGGUGACCGAGAAGAAGCAAUAGCAGAGAUGGAGGAUGUUUCCAUAUCAUUGAAGGGAUACCCAGAAGUGCAUGCGGCAUUGGCUGCAGCUUUAUACGUGGAUAAGCAUGCUGCAUUGCUGGCUGAAAAUCAAUUCACCAUUGCAACUUUGCUUGAUCCUCAUUAUGUGGAUAUCUCGAGAAGUCCCAUCAGAAGUACCUGCCAGUAAUUGCAACAAAUGGAGAAAGAUGCUGAGGGUUCAGAAUUCUGAUGUGCUUUCAUUCAAGCUAAAUGCCAUUGCUGACAGGCAAGCAGGGAAGUGCUUCCAGCAAAUUGAGUGGGCCAUCAAGCAUGUGCUUUGCCCUUGCCUUUCUAAAUCACAUGCUUUCAAUUCUAAAGCUCCUAUUGGACAUAGGAGUCUUGAUUCACACAUCAUCAAUGGCUGUGAUUGUGCCUCAGGUUCACUUAAUCUAAUCUCUGCUUUAUUUAUUUUCUUGUAUGUAAUCAAAUCAUACCAAAUUUUGGAU
This is a messenger RNA of Benincasa hispida (wax gourd), 1006 nucleotides long. The record is from RefSeq and is a predicted model, not a curated record. Lineage: Eukaryota; Viridiplantae; Streptophyta; Magnoliopsida; Cucurbitales; Cucurbitaceae.